AUGCAAAGAGCAAUAGAACAGAGAUUACGUGCAAAGAACUGUGUAGAUUAUGUAAAAAGUACUGAAAAAAGAUUGAAAGAUAGGCAUGGUUGCGAGAAUAGAGAUAAUGUCAAAUCUGACCUCAAUCAUAAACGUCUUGUUUUAUUACCUAACGAAACUGGCGGCGGAGUCCAUUUAGUUUCAAUUCCCUUUGUUUUUCUAUUAGGUUUGGUUUGGGAUCAAAGUUAUUCGCCCUUUAAUAUCAACAUUCUGGACAAAGCUGGAAGGACUGCUUGCUUAGAGACAGCCGGUCGGAAUAACAAGUCUUCAGAUAGUUACUUAAUCUCUAAUAAAUCAGAAAUUUUACGUGAGCCUCACACAUCGAGAUGGACCGCUGGCGUCACGCUGGCUUCAAAAUCAAGCCAUACCGAUUCUAUUCGUAAGGAGGUUCUGUUCAUUCUUAAUAAGCUUACUGCUGAAAAUUUCGAACAACAGGGUGAUAAACUUCUUAGCUUAGAUAUCACUUCAACUUCCCUUCAUGUCAUUGCUCAAUUAAUUUAUCAAAAAGCCAUCAAUGAACCAAAAUUUACUUCCUUGUACGCCCAAUUGUGUUUAAAACUAUGCAGUAGUGUCCCUAAUUUUGAGUCUGGGGGUUCUCAAUCGACUUUUCAGAUAUUCUUAAUUAAGUGUUGUGAAGAUGAGUUCAAGACCAGAGAUGUUUGUGAUGAUCAGAUCUCACGUCAGAAGUGCUUGGGGAAUCUACGCUUCAUCGCUGAACUUGGGAUUUGUGGUGUUAUGUCCGAAAAAGUUCUGCAUAACUGUGUUCAAGAACUUCUUUCCAGGAAAGGGCAACUUAGUUCAGUCAACGAUUCGGAGAUACAUACAUCUGCGCAGGAAAAAAACAAAACAGCCCAUACAAUUCGGGAGCGCUCUUUGUCCGCUGACUUGGAAUGUCUUUGUCAGUUCUUGACUGCUGUUGGGAAGCACAUGGACACACCGAAAGCGAAAAACUUAAUGGAUCAAUAUUUUCAUCGAUUGCGUCGUAUAUUAUCACGCGCUUACGAUUCAAAUGGAUUAACAUCCAACAACAUGAAAAUGUAUCAACGGAAGGAAAAACCUUUAAGUCGUUUUCGAAGCCGAAUGAUAACUGCAUCUUAUCUUCUAGAGGAAAACAAUUGGAUUCCACGUCGAGCUGGUCAGCGCACAGAAACAAACAAGCCACGUUUCCUUCGAGAUAUUCGCUUGGAAAUAUUAAAAGAAUCUGGAGUCCUUGUUGCCCCAACUCCAAGUGAGCGCUCUGUCACACAGCCAGAUGUACCUGGGAGUGCUUUUAUGGGUCACUCAUCAGCUUCAAGUAACUCUUCAGUGAAUGGCGAAUUUCCUUUCAAAUCGUAUUGGGAGAGCCCCAUCAGUCAAUUUCAUGGACGUCCACAGGCUGGUGUUGCCACAGAUAAUCGGCGCUUUUUGUCUAGCAAAAAUGAUUUGUCCCAUUCAAACAAUAUUCCUCAUCAAGGCUCUAAACCAAAUAACACUGACAGCUGGACCAAAAGAACGGAGAAAAAUGAAGUCAGUAGCGAUGUAGGGUGGGUACGUGGUGUCAACCCAAAACUACGGAACUCCGUUAUUACUCUGAGUAACGGCAUAUCAACAACUAAUUCUAAUUUACCUCCUCGAAUGCUCAGAAAACUGGCUGCGGAAGCUGCUGGAAAUUUACAGAAUAACUCGACAUCAAAUGUUUUUAACGAAACAAAACAACCUGUCCAUUCGGAAGUACAGAGCUUCCAUGCGAAAUCCAGUUCUGAUAAUAUGACAUCCAUUUCCAAAAACAGUGCAUCCUGCACCACGUCUUUUAUCCAUCUCAUUGGUCAAGUCAGUUCGUCUGAUCCUUUUGAGCCUGCAUACCUGCAAAAAGAAAGGUUAUCAGUCAGUGGUGGAGAUGAAGUCAGUACCCAAAAACUUGUUUGGUCUUAUCCUAAAUGUGUUCCAAACACGGCGAUUUAUGGUAGCUCAAAUCCACCUCUUCCGUUUAAACCACAAUCUUCUAUUUCACGUCCUCACUUAAUAAACAACCGAACUUCCCGGAUAUUCAAGCAGCAGUUCAGAAACCAUUCAUCAAACAAUCUUGCUGAAAACAAUUACAAUACCACGCACGCCGUUGAUGAAAACAGGAAAAUCGCCCUUAGAUUACUCACUUUAUUGGGAGAUUCUCGUGAUCCUAUCCUGGUUAAAAAUCAAUUAAAUUCAUCGGAUUUCAGUCGAAUAACAACCGAAGUUCUUGCCGUUGCUGUUUUACAUUUAUGUGAAGAAGGUACUAAUCUUAAAUUGGCGGAGGCGGAACCAUGUGAAUUAGCUGCAAUAUUAGUAGCAUGUGCUGAAAAUCUAUUGCAUCGCGAUGCGUCUACAUCAUUCCUUGCAUCUAAGGAUAAUCGCAAAACGAAACUUACAAAAUUGUCGUGUCAUCCUUUAUCUCUCGUAUGGUCAAACCUCCUUAGCAAGAUUUUAUGUGUGACACAGUUAACUUAUUCCAAGUCCAAACUAGCAUUAUUAUCAGCUGCUUUAAUUUGGAGUCGUCAUAUUAGUCUGUCUGAAUUUGGUGAGCCCUUACGUGGGGGUAAACAUCAUCCCUUGUUUUUACUCGUUCUACAACGUUUAUCACAAAUUGUUAGUGAAGAUGGAAGUGAAACAAUUUGUAUAUCUGGAGCGGGAUUAAGUGACAGACGUUCCUUGCUCAUCCAAUUAUUUCAAGAGAGUGAAUUGCAAAUGAAUCAAAUGGUCCCAGAAGGGAGUCAAACAAACGAAGCUUUGUUGUCUUUGCUAGAAGAACGUAAUUUAGAUUUUCUCGUCCCGAGCUUACGAUUGUCAACGGAACUAUCUCACCUUAUUAUGGAUACUUCAUCCUUAGAAGGGAAAUGUCCAGAAGAGUCUGACAAAAUCACAGCUUCUAAAUUCAACGAUUACCUUUCAAAUCAUCCAAUUGAUGCCAGGAUACGAGCAUCAGACUACAUUCAUGCUUGCUUGCCAGUCAUUUAUGAAUAUAUUCACAGAGUAGGAAUUAUUGAUCUUGGCAGUUUGUCUUCACCCCCCACUUUAAUGGCUAGAGAAAAAGCUGCGUGGGAGUGCAUAGUACCUCAUGUACUUAUCGAAGUUUUACGGAGCUCAACAGACCGACAGUUGGAUGCUCUUCAUGACCUGCAGUCCUUCUGGGUUGAUAAAAAUAUGCCUAAAGGGUUUUUGUUUCGUUGUUUUAUGAACCUUUAUAAUUGUGAGCUUGUAUGUGAAGACGCCUUUUUAACAUGGAAAGAAGAAGUGAAUCCCAGUUAUCCUGCUAAAGGCCAAGCACUAUUUGAGGUCAAUCGCUGGUUAACGUGGUUAGAAACAGCAGAGGAAGAAGACGAAGAAGACCAAUGUAAAUCUGAUUCAAAUGAGGAUCAUGCAAAGAUAGUUCAAGAAAGUUCAAUGGAUUCGGAAAACUCAGAAGCUUCUAAAUCUCCCAACCGUUUUAUUGAUAUUGAGUCUCACAAUAUGCCACUGGCCCUGCAUCCCAGUUCAGCAGCUUUGCGUUCCUGA
Molecule: messenger RNA, 3546 nt
Organism: Schistosoma mattheei
Lineage: Eukaryota; Metazoa; Platyhelminthes; Trematoda; Strigeidida; Schistosomatidae
Source: the annotation of a GenBank genome assembly